GCCAUAUUUUUGCCGUAAGUACUAAUCUUUGGAGCAUGGUUUUUCACAAACUAAUGCUUUACACUGCACGAUUUUAGAUAUUACUUUAAUAAGUUUAAGCCACUGGGAAGGAGUCGGUCGUCUUUGGAGACGAAAUCUGAUCUACUUACGUUAUUUGGUGAACGCACAUGCCGAGAACGGGUCAAAACUAAGGUCUUUAUUGUACUUCAGGUGUGCAAACGUUGGAUACAUAGUGAAUAUAAUCUUCAAAGCUGGCUACCAUUGUAUCGAACAUUAGAGUUCAAGGUCACUUCGUAGAUAGAACGCCACCCGUAGACAUGAAGAUGUGGUCGGACCGCUAUCUCGCCCCUACCACGGAAUCUCGAGGCCUCAUCCCCAAUCUGGAUUCCCUACCCUCGGAUGUGAUGUCAAUGGCCGGGUAUCCCCCGGUUUCGUCCCACGGAGGAAAAUGUCCACCUUAUUCUGUGAACGGUGUCAGUCUGACGUCACCCAACAUGGAACUUCUUCACCCAGCCAUGGGUUUCCAAAGUGAGUACAAUCCGAGAAAACAGCGCCGAGAACGGACAACAUUCACGCGAGCCCAACUGGACGUCUUGGAAGGUCUGUUCCAGAAGACAAGAUAUCCCGAUAUCUUCAUGCGAGAAGAAGUCGCUCUCAAAAUUAACCUGCCAGAAUCUAGAGUUCAGGUGUGGUUUAAAAACAGAAGAGCAAAAUGCCGACAGCAGCAGAAGGCGCAGGAACAGAAAAGCAAGCAACAACAGAGUGGGCAGCCCAGCUCACCGCAGCAGUCGCAGUCCCCGAAAAAAGAGACGAAGAGUCCCCCUCCCCCUCAGGUUCCCUCACCAGUCACAUACAAGCCUCCUUCGGUCGGCACGCCACCUAACGGCAGCGGUAUGAACCCAGCUUCCAUCUGGAACCCGGCAUCUCUGGCUCCGAUGAACGAACUCAUGAACUCGAACACUAGUUGCAUGCAGAGGUCGGCGUAUCAGAUGCCUAAUGGCCAGUCGCACUCUUACAGCCCACAGAACUACGGACAUUCGUCGUACUAUGGAAACAUGGACUAUUUCACACAGAUGCAAUUGCCAGUGAUGUCCAAUCAAAUGGCCAACGGCAUGUCAAGCAUAUCAAACACCCACGGUAAUCAAAUGGGGUCGUACGGACCCCUCCCAUCCACACAGACUCUGACUCGCAAUCCAGGGGAUUGUCUCGAGUACAAGGAUACGUCAUCAUGGCCCAAGUUUCAGGUCCUCUGAAAUCCAUCAAAACAUUUCUUUAAAAAAUAAAAUUCUUAAAACAAAAACAAAAAAGGAGUGUUUAAGAAUAGUCCAUGAUUUCGCUGGACUGGAUUGUGUCGUCUGCAACAGUUUUCUUGUUUGCAGGAACACGACCCCGUGGCUGGGAAAAACACGACCGUUCAGCAUUCGACUUGUUCAAGACAAUUAAAAGAACAUGUUGAUCGUUCUCGUGUUUGAGGCAAACAGUCGGUACCUCCUCCAUCAGUAUGUAUUGUGUGUUGUGCAUUGUGUGUCCCUUCUGUUGUUACCAAAGUCAAGGAGGUCUUCUGAACCUUAGGUCGUCACCACAAGUCAGGGAUGACGUAUAUAACUAAAUAUUGCUACCCCAUUCGUGACGUCAUAAUUGCAACUCGGCACCAUUUUAAGAGAAUGGAGGACAACAUAAUGGAGAUGAUGUUAAUGAGGAGAAAUGUUGUUUUGCCGUAAAAGAAGCUCAUUAUCAUAAUGGUGACACUUGGUUCUCACAGUCAAAACUUACUUGGCUUUAGACAUUUUGCAUAAUAACAGUUCUGUGAUGGCUGCAGUGAGAAUCCAUAAUAGGGGACAUAGUACUAACUUGUGCUUGUGACAGCGUCUAAUAUUUAAUUCCUGUAAAUACUCAUGUCCAGUUAAAAGUAUUUACGAAGCGAGUAUUCUAUAUAUAUAUUCUAUUUAACAAUGUGACAAUGGUCAUGGUGCAAAUUCAUUAUCAUGACAUGCAUGCAUUCUUUGAUGUCCCGUGUGAUUAUUCAUUUUAAUACAUUUCGUGAAAUGUGUAUUAUUAUUAUUAUUAAUAUUAUUAUUAUUAUUUUGUGUAUUCAUUUGCACACAAUAUCAUGUGGAAUUAAUAUUUUGCAGCUGAAUACAUUGAUUUCAUUAGCGAAUUAUGAUCCAUGCAUAUUAUUACGUCAUAGUUCGAAUGAAGUUGAUGAUAUGUCAGAAAUCGACUGAAUCGUGAGCACUUCUUUAUUUUCGCUCAUCCAUUUUCUUUUUCUUCUUUUAAAAAAGGUUUAAAUUAUACAUAGAAUACAUAAACCUAAGACAAAAAAUGAGGAAUUUCUUUAAAUAAAACAUCGGAUUUUCAAAAUUUAAACUUUUUGUGUGUAUAGUUUGUAACUGGGUACACAAGGUGGGCUGCCUUGUAUUUUUUUUUCUGUAUUUAUUUUUACAUUUAAUAAAAUAUGGGUGAACAAAUUUAACAAUGUGUGUGUGUGUGUCACGGAAACGUCAGUGUUAAAGUAUUUUUAGGUAGUCGUGUGACUUGUGUGUCUCAAAAUAACAAUAGAUUGGCUACACUUAAUGGCGGUUCCACGAGGGUUUUCAGAUGGGGGGGGGGGAGUAAAGCCCCCUUUUUAGGCAGUACCUCUUGGUAAUGCUUCAUAAUAUCACAAACAUAACAAUAGAUUGGCUACACUUAAUGGCGGUUCCACGAGGGUUUUCAGAUGGGUGUGCGUGUGUUUGGUUAAGCCCCCUUUUUAGGCAGUACCUCUUGGUAAUGCUUCAUAAUACAAAGUAUCACCAAAAGAACAAUACAUAACCUACACUUAAUGGCGGUUCCACGAGGGUUUUCAGAUGGGGGUGGUGGUUAAAGCCCCCUUUUAGACAAUACCUCUUGGUAAUGCUUCAUAAUACAAUGUAUCACCAAAAUAACAAUACAUUGGCUACACUUGAUGGCGGUUCCACUGGGGUUUUGCUUCAUAAUAUCACCGAUAAUUGAUUCCGCCCCCCUCCCCCCGAAAAUAUUUCGGCCCUCUUGGCUAUUACCUCUCUACAAUCCUGAUUUUUUCGAGGGGUAAACUUAAUAAGGCAGUACAACGAAUGUGAUUUUUUUUUCUCCCGCAAAAAACUCCCUAAACUAGUGGAGAAGAAAACUUGAUUGGCGUGUGAUUGAGUUUAUAGAUGGUUUACACGUGUAUUGUCUGUUUGUGUAUUUGUUUUUUGUUUCUAUUUAUGGCACCUCGUAAUGCAGCUGCUGCCGCGAGUUCGCACCCUAUAUACAUAUAUAGUGUGAAUGAUUUAUUUGGGUUUAGUAAAAUAAAUCGUUGUUUUAUCAAAGUA
Molecule: messenger RNA, 3332 nt
Organism: Gigantopelta aegis
Lineage: Eukaryota; Metazoa; Mollusca; Gastropoda; Neomphalida; Peltospiridae
Product: homeobox protein OTX2-like
Exons: 5
Coding region: 318-1253 (311 amino acids)
Biological process (GO): regulation of transcription by RNA polymerase II
Cellular component (GO): nucleus
Molecular function (GO): RNA polymerase II cis-regulatory region sequence-specific DNA binding; DNA-binding transcription factor activity, RNA polymerase II-specific
Source: RefSeq, a predicted model, not a curated record